Molecule: messenger RNA, 2737 nt
Organism: Apis cerana (Asiatic honeybee)
Lineage: Eukaryota; Metazoa; Arthropoda; Insecta; Hymenoptera; Apidae
Gene: nuf
Product: rab11 family-interacting protein nuf
Biological process (GO): endocytic recycling; regulation of cytokinesis
Cellular component (GO): endocytic vesicle; cleavage furrow; midbody
Source: RefSeq, a predicted model, not a curated record
UGUUAAGCGUUAAAUAUAUUCUUCAUCUAUACUUUCGAGCUUGCUCUAAAUAGCGUACUGGAAUCUCCCGGCGAUUUGAAACGCAUCUACGCAUUCCGUUCCGAGUGACAAGUACCUGGAAACCGAGACGCCAGUUAUCUCUAACGGUUCUACUAGCGAAGCAUUCAAUAAUCGAAAAACCUCGGACAUCCCUCAGUUCUUGUUAUUCAUCGAGCUUCGGCUCCAAUCUGGCCGAUAACGAAGGAUGUGACGUAGCUCGUGAUGGUGACGCCAUCUUACCGAGCACCCGCCAAUCAUAUCGUGUGGAGAACGAGGGUGGUCAUGUAAACGGAGCUCCUGGUGCUGUCGAAUGGAGCCAAAGUGGUCCGCCUUCACUUUCUAUGUCGGUGGACUUGCAUAAUUUGGUCAAUCCGAAUCUUCAAGACUCUGGGCAUUAUUCCGCUAGUCCCGAACACAUUGAUGCCGUCGCAUCAUCUUGUAACAUUAAAUCUACAAAUAAUCACGAAGAAGAGGAAAGCUACGAAGCAUUUGGAUCUGUCGAAGGUGACGCUGAUGACGGGGUGGAAUCACCGGGUGGUAGCAGUUCUGCACCUUCACCCACAAGUACUAGUUCUUUCAAAAAUCCAAGAAGUCCCAAUUCAACUAUAGGAAGAUAUUCUUGUCUACGAACAUCACUUAGGCGAACGCCGCCUUGUCAACUUUAUCGAAGUGGGAGCUUCAAUAGUUCUGGUAUAAGCUCCAACUGUGAUCCCGCGGACGAUAUGUACAGCGAUGUCUCUCUCGAGGAUGAUGUCAUUGAUCUCAAUCAUAAAGUUCAAAUGAUUCAAGAACAAAUGCAUGCUUUUCAAUCGGUCGGAGAAGAACGAUAUGUUAGAGCAAAACAAGAAAAUGCUACGUUACAAGCGAGAAUAUUAAUGUUAGAAGAAGCUGCCAAAGAUGCUGAAACUAGAGCCGAAGAAAGACUUCAAGCGGAACAACGAAGACAUAGAGAUUGGGCAAGUCGUUUAGAACGCGAACGUCAAUUGCAAUUAGAAAAUUAUGCUAUUAAAUUGCAAGCAAUAGAAUUAGAAGAAACUAGUUUAAGAGAUGAAAUAGCAAGGUUACGCGAGCAACUGGAAAAAGUUAAAAUAGAGAAAAAUCGAUUAGAAAAUGAUCUCGAAGAAGCUAGAAGAGAAAUAGAUAGCGCUCGUGAAAGUGAACGGCAAGCAAUAAGUCGAGCUAACGAAGCUCAUUAUCAACUUAAAGUUAUUAAAGAAGAAUUGACUAUGAAAAUUGAAGAUCAACAAAAAAUAGAAGAAUUAAUGCAACAAGUAGCACAACUUCAAGCUUGUAAUAAAAGUUUAGAAGAAUCACGAGAUGAAUUGCAAGCUGCAGCGGCUCUGCAGGCAGGCCGUGAACUUUUAAUGUUAAAUCCUUGUAAUAAUUCUGUUGAAAAAGGACCUAGUCUCGCUGUAGAAUUACUAGCUGGCAUGAAUCAAGAUCAGAUAGACGGUCAACUUUCUGGAGAUAAUGGUGAACCUUGUAAUAUAUCUGAAAUAAAACAAGCUUUAAAGGAACAACAAGAAGUCAAUACACAAUUAAGAGCAUAUAUUGAUGGAAUUCUAUUAAACAUAGUUGAAAAUUAUCCCCAGUUGUUAGAAGUGAAACAAACUCAUUGAACUAUUAUAUGAAUAAUUAUUAAAUUUAAUGUUGAUUGUUCCAGGCAGUUGUACAUUAUUUUGUUGAAAUUUUUAAUUAUUUAUAAAUUUAUAUAAACAAUUUUGUCAUUAGCUUUACACAAGUACCAUAUAGGAAAGCAAUUUCCGUCCAUAUGAACUUAAAAUUUUACUAUAUUAUAAUAGAUAUAUAAAAAUUUUCACUGCCAAAAUUAUUACUUCGGUUAUACUUAAUAUUAAUAAUAAUUUUUGGUAUAUUUUUAAUAUUAAAGGCAGUGAGUUGAUAAAAAAAUUAAAAUAAAUUCUAUAUCGUUCGAAUUUUAAAAUUCGAGGCCUUAAAAUGUUGCCUUUAUAAUGAUAAAAAAGUUAUUCUUAAUGAUAGAAAAAUGAGAAAUAGUAAAUAUAUAAUGAUGUAUUAUUUAUUAUACAUAAAAUUACUAACAUUUCUUUUUGUAAGAAAAUAAAUUAAUGAAAAAUAUUAAAAAAUUUUUAAUAAAUAUCAAAAUGUAUAAUUGCAUUUUGAUAUUAUAAAAAUUUAUUUUAACAAAAGUACCUAAAAAAUUUAAUAUUAAAUAUUUUCACUUAAUAGAUUACAGUAUAGUUUAAAAAUUAAUCAAUGAUGUUGAGAGUGUAAUUAAAUAAUUAUAUUUUGUUAUCUCUUUCUCUUUCUCCCUUUUUCUUGACAGUUUCAAUCUAUUUAUAAUUUCAUAAAUUUUUAUAAAUCAAAGAUGAUAUAUAUGUUAAAAAAUUUUUGAAUAAAAUAUUGUUGAAUUAUUGAAAUUUUGAAUAUUUAAAAAAUUGUUAUUAUCAAUCUUGUAAUAUCAAUAUAAUCAAUAUUGAUUUUUUUAUAUUGUAUUGAAGAGAGAAAAAGAAAAAAAAUUGUUUAUGUAAUAGUUUUUAUAAUCAUUAUUAAAAAAAAAAUAUAACAAAUUAGGUACUAAUAAAAUUUAGUUAUUUUGUACAUAAUUGUUAGAUACAUUUUUACAUGAAAUGAUAUAAUAAAAAAAUAAAUUUGAAACAAGAUAUAAUGUAUUUCUUAAAUUAUUGUGUAAAUAAAAAAUGAAUGAAAAAUUCAUAACAAA